GGAUCAGCCUGCACGGUUUAGUCGCAGUUGGGGUUAACCAGUUCUCGCAUAAGAUAACACAGAUGCGGAGCCUAAAUCAGUGUGUCGCCCUCACGAAUGACUUGUUGAAACAUGAUUGAAUCGUAUGGGAGUCCGCGGGAAUGCAUGCACAUGAUGCAGUCGUACCACCGCAAAUUCCAGGGAUUUCCCUGAAUUUUCGCAUUCAGUCAGUACGAUCCUCAUCUAGGGAAGCUUUUGAAUCUGACAACAAGCUGUUGUCGAUUACGAUGGCGAAGAUGAUGUGGGAUGAUGCAACCUGGGAUGUUGUGCCGGCCGGCGAACACCCAGUUUUGUCAACCGGGCUCCGGCACGACCGGUGGAACUGAGCCUAAGCCCUUCAGCCCCAGACUUUGAAUUCGAUUUCGUAUAACUGACUCGCCUGUUACCAUGUUCCUCUCGCGCCUCGUAACGACUGCAAAACAAUUCUCCACAUCUGCCAUUACCAGUUUCCCCAAACUCAAGACGCACAGUGGGACAAAGAAACGGUGGAGGGCGCUCAGCAAUGGCAAGUUCAAACGCGCACAUGCAGCACACGUGCAUUUGAACGUCACUAAGAGACCAGGGCGUAAAAACGCACUUUGUCAGACAGCAUAUUCCAGCGGAGCGCAGACACCAACCUUGAAAAAACUCAUGCCCUACGCCUAGCCUUACUUAUUCUAUAGAUACUCUGUACUUCUCAUAUAAUCAACGUCUGUUUUACCAAGAGUGGAUGUCUGCGAUACAUACAUGACACCUCCUG
Messenger RNA from Suillus subalutaceus, 778 nucleotides. RefSeq lists its product as uncharacterized. The record is from RefSeq and is a predicted model, not a curated record. The coding region runs from base 427 to 684 and encodes 85 amino acids. Gene Ontology annotation, cellular component: large ribosomal subunit; ribosome. Gene Ontology annotation, molecular function: structural constituent of ribosome. Lineage: Eukaryota; Fungi; Basidiomycota; Agaricomycetes; Boletales; Suillaceae. The transcript is spliced from 3 exons. Gene Ontology annotation, biological process: translation.